AUGGCGAAGGGCGGCGGGGAGAGGGGCGCGCUGCUGCCGGUCUCGGCGGACGUCGGGAAGGGCAACGGCGGAGGGGGAGGCGGCGACGACGCCGUGCUGUUCAAGGGCUCCGCCAUGACCCGCCGCGGCGCCGCCGCCGCGCUCUCCUACAUGGCAUGCUCCGUGUUGCUAGUGAUGUUUAACAAAGCAGCUCUGUCUUCAUAUAGUUUCCCUUGUGCAAAUGUCAUCACGCUCCUUCAGAUGGUGUGCUCAACGUGCCUUCUUUAUGUUCUGAGACGGUUAAAGAUCAUCUCCUUCACAAAUAGUGAUCCAUCAGUGCCUUCUGAUUCAAUAUUCUUUGUGCCAUUUAGGAUGUUGUUGCGCACCACACCUCUUUCCUUGGCUUAUUUACUCUACAUGCUAGCUUCAAUGGAAUCGGUCCGUGGAGUUAACGUCCCUAUGUAUACAACUCUACGGCGCACAACAGUCGUGUUUACAAUGACAAUGGAGUAUUUUCUGGCAAAGCAGAAGCACACCCCACCUAUAAUAGGCAGUGUGGCUUUGAUUGUAUUUGGUGCAUUUGUUGCUGGAGCUCGAGACUUGUCAUUUGAUGCUCGUGGGUAUGCUAUUGUCUUUGUGGCCAACAUUACGACAGCUGUUUAUCUUGCUACUAUCAACCGUAUAGGAAAAUCUAGUGGCCUCAAUAGCUUUGGCCUGAUGUGGUGCAAUGGACUUGUCUGUGGACCUUCAGUACUGUUCUUGACAUAUAUUCAGGGUGACCUAAAGAGGACCAUGGAAUUUCCCUACCUUUAUUCCCCUGGGUUCAUGGCCGUGCUGCUAUUUUCGUGCAUCUUAGCAUUUCUACUGAACUACACUAUCUUCUGGAACACAAUCCUGAAUUCUGCACUCACACAAACGAUGUGUGGAAACUUGAAGGAUUUCUUCACCGUUGGAAUUGGUUGGGUGUUAUUUGGUGGCCUUCCUUUUGAUCUUCUUAAUGUUAUCGGUCAGGGAUUAGGGUUUCUGGGCUCUGGAUUGUAUGCCUACUGCAAGAUCAAAGGAAAGUAG
Miscanthus lutarioriparius is the source of this 1047-nucleotide messenger RNA. The record is from the annotation of a GenBank genome assembly. NCBI's taxonomy places the organism in Eukaryota, Viridiplantae, Streptophyta, Magnoliopsida, Poales, Poaceae.